Onthophagus taurus is the source of this 2866-nucleotide messenger RNA. Its product is annotated as coiled-coil domain-containing protein 6. Lineage: Eukaryota; Metazoa; Arthropoda; Insecta; Coleoptera; Scarabaeidae. The record is from RefSeq and is a predicted model, not a curated record.
UUGACAUUUACCGGUUGAACCGAAGUGGGGUGAUAAUCCAUUGUAAAUGAACAAAUCGUUCGCAGAUUCCAACGAAAACUUAAACUAAACGAGCGAUAUUUUUCGAAAUAACCCAACUCAAAAACGCCCGCUUUUAAAAAACCUCCAAAUCCACCUCAAAAAGGCUCCUCGACCGCCCCUAAAAACUUUUCGUAUACGCGAAGUUUCCGAAUCCAUUUGCUGAAUCCAUCCGUAAAAGUGAAAUAGUAAAAAGUACUUUUUAUCAAUGAAUAUGGCAGAUUCUGCUAGUGAAUCAGAUUCGAGCAGCAUCGAUGGAGGCCCCAUCAUGAUGCCACCGAGUCCUGUAACCCGGGAGCAACUCCAAAAAAGAAUCGAAAGCCUCCAACAACAAAAUCGAGUCCUCAAAGUCGAAUUGGAAACUUACAAGCUUAGAGUUAAAGCGUUACAAGAAGAGAAUAGGGGUCUUAGACAAGCUUCAGUUAUAAUCCAAGCAAAAGCUGAACAAGAAGAGGAAUACAUUUCAAACACAUUAUUAAAAAAAAUUCAAGCACUCAAAAAAGAAAAAGAAUCACUUGCGCACCAUUACGAACGCGAAGAAGAGUGCCUUACGAAUGAUCUGUCCCGAAAGCUAACUCAACUCCGUCAAGAAAAGUGUCGUUUAGAGCAAACGUUGGAACAAGAACAAGAGUGUCUCGUAAAUCGCCUCAUGAGAAAAAUUGAAAAAUUAGAAGCGGAAAUUCUCGCAAAACAAAGUAAUUUGGAACAACUUCGACGUGAAAAAGUCGAAUUGGAAAAUACGCUUGAACAAGAACAAGAGGCGCUUGUUAAUAAACUUUGGAAACGUAUGGAUAAACUUGAAGCGGAGAAACGCACGCUUCAAAUUAAACUUGAUCAGCCGGUUUCCGAUCCUGCAAGUCCACGCGACAUCAACAAUGGGGAUACCGCCAGCAAUUUGAGCACUCACAUUCAAACUUUGAGAUCGGAAGUGGCUCGAUUACGUCAAACUUUAGCGUUAAGUCAACAGGAGCAUACGCAAAAAAUGCAAAAAUACGCGCAAGAGGAACGUUGUAUUCGCGAGGAAAAUUUGAGAUUGCAACGAAAGUUGCAAUUGGAGGUUGAGAGACGGGAGGCUUUGUGUAGACAUUUGUCCGAAAGCGAGAGUUCUUUAGAAAUGGAAGAAGAGAGACAUUAUAAUGAACAAGUUUUGGGGGUUAGACAACAUACCGUUUCGCCAGUUCCAUAUAAUCCAUCACCAAGUCAAAGUAGACCAUUAAGUCCAGGUUUGAAUUUACAAGCACCUUCCCCAAGAGAUUCAUUAAUUGUAACCGGAAAUCGUUGCGUUGCUUGUGGUCAAAUGCAACCUCCUUCAGCGAUUCCAUCUUUACAACCACUGGGGUCAAGCAGUCCCCCGGUUUCAAACGCGGGGGCAAGAAGAAGCGGAGGAGAUCGUUUCAUAAAGCCUGCUAAUCCAGCCCCGCAACCGGCUAGUCCCAUGGAUACAUCAGUUGUAAAAGAGUAAAAAAGAUUUUUUUUUUGGUUGUUGAGAAAAAGCGAGAAAUUGAAACAAUUAAAAAAAAAAGCAAUCUUUGAAGGAAUGAAAAGAAAAAAAGAUGAAAAAAAUCGUAUAAAAAAUGAACCUUUUUGUUGGGAUUUGUUUCUUUUAAGAUUUUAAAACUUCCUUUAUUUAGGAAGGCAGCUUAUAAUGUCGGUUUUUAAUGAUAAAAAUGUUAAAAAGUUAUAAUACAAUGUGUACUUAAAGCAAAAAUCUUUUUUUCUGAAGUAACUCUGUCUGUUAUUGGUAGAUAAUAAGAGUUUUUACGAAAACAAAAAAAAACUUUCUAAAUGUGGUGUGAUUUUUCAAUUUUUUUUCAACGCAAUAAUUGAAGAAAAAAAGUUGCGCAUACAGGGUGAUUGCUUAAAAAAAUAAUAUCGAAAUAAACCGACUUCUUUAUUAAUAUUAAUCCUAAUUAAUUAAAUCCUUUAGCUAGUUUACUAUUUUACAUACAAGUUUUUAUUAUGUUAUUAUUGGAAGAAAAAAGUAAUUCAUUGAUGUUAUUAAAGUUAUUAAGUUUCCUUCAUUAUCUUUUGCUUAACGUUUUUAUAUACUCUAAUAAUAUCUUUAUAUUAUUUUUUAAUAAAUAAUAUCUUUAAGAAUGGCGACACAUUUUCUGAAGUGAUAUUAGGAUAUAGUUAAAUGUGUAUAUUUGGGACUAUAUUUCAAGGGCUGGGCUGUGUGAAGAAGCUAAAAAAUAUUAACCUGUUUAAAAAAAAGGCUAUUGUAACCAACAACACAUUUUACGUUUUAGUUAAUUAAAAACUCAAAAAAAAAUACAUAAACAAUAAUUAUUGUAGCUUAGCGCCGCGCACUGUUGUUCUAUCUGCUUAAACAACCACUUUUUACAACAACCGAAAAACCAUAUUAAAAACCACGCUUUUUUUUAUUAAUUUAUAAGUUAGUUUCAUUUUUUAUCUAUUAAUUUUUAAGUUUUCUUUUUCGCGUGGUUUAUAAAAUUACUUUUUUUAUUAAUUAAAUAAAGAAAUAUCAAUGGUUACCAGGCUUUGAUUGUUUCGGAUUUAAUUUUCUUUUUUAUAAUCGAAAAAAAAAAAAUAAUUAAAGAGUUAAAGGGGAUGAAAAGAGGUUGUUCGGCGGAGAUGUUUACUGCAAAAAAAAAAAUAAAAGCUAAUUAACUCAUUCACUAAUCGAGUAUAUUCAACACGGUGAAAUAAAUUUCAACGGUAUUUAAAUGUAUGAAAAAGCAUGUAUACAUUACAUCUUUAUCUUUUUUUUAUUGAUAUCGCUGGAAGAUGUAUAUUGUAUUGAUUUAAUAAAUAAAAAUGAUGAAAAAAAAUUCUCUUUGGAACUAAA